Didymosphaeria variabile is the source of this 1608-nucleotide messenger RNA. RefSeq names its product mitotic fidelity of chromosome transmission- protein (gene MIF2). The coding region runs from base 1 to 1608 and encodes 535 amino acids. Gene Ontology annotation, cellular component: kinetochore. The record is from RefSeq and is a predicted model, not a curated record. Gene Ontology annotation, molecular function: centromeric DNA binding. Lineage: Eukaryota; Fungi; Ascomycota; Dothideomycetes; Pleosporales; Didymosphaeriaceae. The transcript is spliced from 3 exons. Gene Ontology annotation, biological process: spindle attachment to meiosis I kinetochore; attachment of mitotic spindle microtubules to kinetochore; kinetochore assembly.
AUGGCUCCCUCGAAAAAGCGCGAAACGCGCGAAAACCAGUUCUACGAUGUCGGCGUGCAAGGAAGGAAAACGGGCAUCACGCUUGAAGAUAGAGGCGUGCGCGACGAGCAUGGUCUAGAGCCUAUCUCCGGUAUCUUCUCGUCGCCAGAGAAGUCCCCGCCGAGGCGCGUCUCGAAUCGAUCCGGUGGUACGGUCACAGAAUCAGAAUCCAUGGAGCUCACGAGCUCUUCUCCACGUCGCCAAUCGUCUAUGGGACCUCGAGCGCAACCAGACUCUGUCUCGAGCCCCUCCCGCUCCGAGUCCCAUCCCGUGAUAAGCCGACUUUUGGAUUUUGAACAGGAGGAAUCUAGUCUACAAGAGACGCCAGCAUUGAGUGGCUCUGGCCAACGACGAGGACAACGCCGAAGCAUAUACAGCAUCGAACCAUCGCCUAGCCGAAUUACCAACAGCGCGAUGAUGGAGGAGACGAUACAGGAGGAGAUAUAUGCGGCUGAAGACUCGCCAGUACUGGAUCACGUUGGAGAAGAAAGCGGACUUCAGGAUAUCGGAAACGAUACAGUCUUGGCCGCUGAAUCUGAGGACAUUGCGGAAGCAGAAGAAGAAACUGACGUAGAAGUCGCCGCGGACGAAGAAGCUGAGGUUUCAAUGGACGUCGAGGAGGUUGAAACUGUUCCGGAGCCUAUCAAGGAACCUCCGAAAAGAGGCCGGAAGCGAAGAAGCGAUGCUGUUGAAUCCGCGCCAGCAGAGAAAGAAGCUCCAGAGCCCAAAAAACGAGGACGGAAGCCACUCCAAAAGAAAGAUAAGAAUGCAACCGCUCCGCCUGCUGUACCAUCGCGUCGAUCCAAGCGGGUCUCAGACAUCACUGAGCAAGACACAAGCACCCUUCAAGACGCCUCUGCUGGAGCUGAGGAAGAGGUGGAGCCUACUCCUGUAAUUCCCAAACCGCGGGGACGACCACCGAAAGCGGCAGCACCGGUGGAGAUGCCGCCCCCUGCAAAGAAGCAGAAGCGCCAGGCCAAAGAACCGGAGAAAGAGAAUGCACAAGCAGUCUUCAAGAAGCCAAAAGCCGCACCGAAACCAAGAAAGAAGGCUGAAGACACGAAUAAUGGCUCACCAUCGGAAGAGGAAUCACUAGAAAGCGGAAAACUGGUCGAUGUAUAUGGCAAACCCCUUUCGAAAGCUGAUCUGGAUCAAAUGUCCACAACGACAACAGGGACACGGUUCGGCCGAGGUCGACAUUUGUCUGUUUUCCGCGAACUGGAGCCAGACUCUGCGGCCACGGUGGGCCGUACUGGCAGACAUCGCGUGAAGCCGAUCAACUUCUGGGCCAACGAGGUUGUCUCUUAUGAUCCAACGGGGAACAUGCAAGCAGUUGUGAACAGGGUGUAUCAAGAGCCUCCAAAGGUCACAAGAAAGACGGGACGAAAAGGUCAGAAGAGGUCACUUUCUGCAGUCGAAGAAGAAGAAGACGAAGUGGAGAUCCAACCCUGGGAGGAAGAAGGCAAGGGCCAGUUCGAAGGCCCCUACAGGGGAUACGAUGCAGCAAACAAGAUCUCAACUGAUAAGCUCCUCAAAACCAGUAAGCACCUUCUGAUGCCACAAUUGUAA